AUGGCAAAUACAAACUUAUGCACCAAGAGCGACACGAACUACACGGACCUAAUCUACGCCGAAUUGACUAUCUGCGAAAAACCAUCCAACGCCCUUUCUGGAGAAUGUGUCAAAGGAGCUGCGAAUGAGCCUGACAACUGUGGCUUUGCGACAAAUACCAUUGGUCUCUGCACUUAUUGUGCAAACGGCACCGAUAGCUGCUGCACGAAAUCCAACGCCACGACUCGCUGUGACGGUGUCGCAGUACCGACUGUUACUCUACCACCUCUCACCCCCUCGCCCUCCGCCACUGGAACUCCUAGCCAUGGCUUGUCCGGCGGCGCGAUUGCUGGAAUCGUCAUUGGCGCCGUUGUAGGAGCCGCCAUUCUAGGUGCCCUCCUCGCCUUCCUUUGCAUUUGCAUGCGCCGCCGUCGUCGUGAGACCCAAAACGAAGCUGCUCUCAACCAACCAAACCCACAAAGGAAGGGUGGAUCGCCAUUAACGCAGCAGCCCCCAAGCCCAACGUCGUACAACAUGGUCCCUGGAGGCCGAGUCACACGGAUGUCUGCAUUGCGCGAAAUGCCCAGUUCGUCAUCGCCCGCCUAUUCCCGUACCUCCGCGGCGAUGUACGGCGGUGGAGCCAAAUACAGCGACACGUCAGACUCUGAAGGCAGGGGCGCCAGUCCAGGAGCUAUGUCCAAGAGAAUCCCACCGGUGACGGGGAAACGCCAUGGCUCACUGUCGAGCAGCUCGGUUCUGGCUGGACUAGAAAGCGACAGCUCGCCUCGCUCCGGCCUGACGAACCAAUACUCUUCUCCCGAAGGAGUAACCAGUGGUCGAUCUGAGCAGCUGUCUUAUUUCCGCGACUACUACUCCCAAGAUGAGAUUCACGCUGGCGACAAGGUUGCCGUUCUUUGGGCGUACUCACCACGCGCGGGCGACGAAUUCGAACUCGACCGAGGUGAGAUGUUGAAGGUAAUUGGCAUCUGGGACGAUGGCUGGGCGACGGGUGUGCGACUCCCCGAGCGCGCCGAGGACCAAGAAACGAAUUACCGAGAACAUCGGGACAGUGGUGUCUCGAGUGGCUCGCGUAUGCAUGGUGGUUCGUCGCCCAUGCUGUCAGGCGAGAUCAAGGCUUUCCCCUUGGUCUGUAUCUGUCUACCGCAGCACUGGCACAAGAUCAUCGACGGCGGCCAGGAAGACGAGGAAGUUUGA
Molecule: messenger RNA, 1194 nt
Organism: Penicillium expansum
Lineage: Eukaryota; Fungi; Ascomycota; Eurotiomycetes; Eurotiales; Aspergillaceae
Product: SH3 domain protein
Exons: 1
Coding region: 1-1194 (397 amino acids)
Molecular function (GO): protein binding
Source: RefSeq, a predicted model, not a curated record